GUAUCCUAGUGGUCAACGCAGAUGACACUCUUGUUCGUGACUGGUUGUUGUCCACUAAAAAGAUAUCCAUCCAUUCAAUCCAUAGCAUCUCAAAUCUUACAACUCUUGCCAUUAUUCCACAUAAUCAUAACCAGACUCAUAUACCUUUCUUCUCUGCAGAAACAAUUUGUUGCAGAACAAACACAGCAAAUCCAUGGCGAGUUGGGCUGCAUCAGGGUUGGUCUCACCUAAUGUUCUUACCUCCAACACCAACACACAUAAGACUACUAGCAUGCCGAUGUUCUCUCCCAAGAACGCCGCCAUCCCCAGGCGGCUUGUUGUUCUUAGGGCCUCCGAUGAGACUGCACCGCCCGCUGCCUCCGCCGGUGAAGCUCCGGCUGCUAAGGCUGCCAAGAAACCUGCGAUUGGACCCAAGAGAGGAGCUAAGGUGAGAAUUCUAAGGAAGGAAUCUUACUGGUACAAAGGCGUCGGAUCAGUUGUUGCGGUUGAUCAGGACCCUAAAACUCGGUACCCGGUGGUUGUGCGGUUCAACAAGGUGAACUAUGCAAAUGUAUCGACCAAUAACUAUGCAUUGGACGAAGUCGAAGAAGUCGUAUGAGAUGAAGCUCAUGUCUUGUUGUAAUAUUUUGUCUUGUGUGAUUAUUAUGUAUUCUGAAGUUCGGAUGCUUGAUGGCUAGUUCUACUCUAAAUGGUGUAUCAUACUUCUCAGAGUUGGCCUCCACCCCUUUCACAUAUACUCUCUUUCAUCUAUCUGGUCAAAAUUCUAGACACUAGAGUAAUAGAGUUCAUACGAAUGACCAACUAUCAGCUUUAGUUUUAAGGAAUGUAAACUUUGCUAUAUGGAGAAGAUGAAAGAGCAAGUGCCCAUUCAGUACUACCUGUUUAGCUUAUCAUCUUUUUCUGACAUUAAGAAAUUUAACUGCAAUAA
Cuscuta campestris is the source of this 928-nucleotide messenger RNA. Lineage: Eukaryota; Viridiplantae; Streptophyta; Magnoliopsida; Solanales; Convolvulaceae. The record is from the annotation of a GenBank genome assembly.